This is a messenger RNA of Capsicum annuum, 441 nucleotides long. Its product is annotated as ubiquinol oxidase, mitochondrial-like. Gene Ontology annotation, cellular component: mitochondrion. The transcript has a single exon. NCBI's taxonomy places the organism in Eukaryota, Viridiplantae, Streptophyta, Magnoliopsida, Solanales, Solanaceae. The record is from RefSeq and is a predicted model, not a curated record. Bases 1 to 441 code for a protein of 146 amino acids. Gene Ontology annotation, biological process: alternative respiration. Gene Ontology annotation, molecular function: alternative oxidase activity.
AUGGCUAAUUCGGCUUCCCAAGAGGAAAAAGCUAAAGUUGGCAAAGGUAAAAGGAAUUUACUGAAGAAUGAGUUGUCAUAUCUUAUGCAGUCUAUGAGCCCUCUUGUCUCUUCCAAAAGGCAUGUUGAGAGAUUGUUAGUUAUUGCCAUGCAGGGAGCGUUUUUCAAAUUUUACUUUGUGCUUUACUUGCUGUCCCCCAAGCUUGCACACAGAGUUGUUGGUUAUAUGGAAGAGGAGGCUAUAUACUCAUAUACUUUAUAUCUUAAUGAUAUUGAUCGUGGUGAAAUUGAAAAUGUCCCUACUCCUGCGAUAAUAAUUGACUACUGGAGAUUGCCUAAGGGUACGAUUCAAAAGGAUGUUAUUACUGUCAUCUGUGCUGAUGAAGCUCAUCAUAGAGACGUUAACCAUUUUGCAUCUCCAUGGGAGAUAUAUCAAGCAUGA